This is a messenger RNA of Helobdella robusta, 1743 nucleotides long. RefSeq lists its product as hypothetical. Gene Ontology annotation, biological process: protein dephosphorylation. NCBI's taxonomy places the organism in Eukaryota, Metazoa, Annelida, Clitellata, Rhynchobdellida, Glossiphoniidae. Gene Ontology annotation, molecular function: protein tyrosine phosphatase activity. The record is from RefSeq and is a predicted model, not a curated record. The annotation marks the transcript as partial. The transcript has 13 exons.
UUAUCGACAAAUACAAUUUUAAAAUUCCUAACAGCGAGAAAGUUUAACGUACAGAGAGCUGUCGACCUCUACAUAUCUCAUCAGGAAACAAGAAGGAAAGAAAAUUUAUUAGAGAUUGAUCCAUGGAAUCCACAUAUUAGGAAAGAAUUACUCAGCGAGAAACUGACAGUCCUGCCAACAAGAGAUAAGGAUGGGUCAGGAAUAUUGUUAUUCACAGCCAGACAACAUCAACCCAGUCUGACAAACCAUUCAUACGUACUUCAAGGUUUAGUGGUUCAACUGGAUGCUGCUCUAGAAAGCCCUGAAACCCAAAAGAAUGGGAUAGUCUUCAUCUACGAUAUGACCGGUUCCAAAUUUGCAAACUUCGAUUACGAACUCAACAUCAAAAUCUUAAAAAUGCUAAGGGGCAGCUAUCCAGCCCGUUUAAAAAAGGUUCUCAUAGUCACCGCCCCACUUUGGUUUAAGGCUCCCUUCAAGGUGCUAAGGGUCUUCAUACUUGAAAAAUUGCGGGAUAGGGUCCACAUCUUGAAUGCCGAUGAACUCGUCACUCAUCUGCCCCUAACUUCCAUACCGAUUCAGCUAGGUGGCUACCUGAGACACAACCACCAGGAGUGGCUGACGAAGUGUCUACUCAUUUCAUCGUCGCAAUCGUCGACUUCAUCUUUGCUCUUAUCAUCUUACCAUCGCCACAACAACAACAACAACAACAAUAACAAUAAUAAUAAUAAUAAUAGUAAUAGUAGUACAUCCUCGUCCACAAAUGCGACAGCGGCGAAACACUUCUCGACAACUACGUCAUCAUCAACAGCCGUGACGUCAUUGAAAAAUGAUGACCUCACUGUGGUUAACUACGAUUGCGGCAAGAACGGGCUGACGGCAGUUGAACUACAAAAACAUUUCGAUACCGUUGGUGUGCACGGUUUGGAGGCAGAGUACAACAUCAUCAGAUCCGACCCUGUUAUUGGGAGUAUACAUAAGUUCAAAAUGAAAGUGAACCAAGGAAAAAAUCGCUAUUCAGAUGUUGUAUGUCUUGAUAGGACUAGAGUUCCAAUCCAACUCAGACUCAGUGAUGAUGAUGACGGACGGUAUGUUAAUAAUGAAGAUGAUGAUAAUGAUGAAGAUGAUGAUAGAUCCCCAUAUGCGGAUUUUUGGCAAAUGGUCUGGGAACAGAAGGUCAUGGUCGUCGUCAUGACCACCAAAUUGAUGGAAAGAGGUAGAACGAAAUGUGGGCAGUACUGGCCGAAGGACGAUAGCACGAUAGACACGCACAACAGUUUGGCGGUCAUCAACUGCGGCUCAGUGACCUCGGGUGACCUGGUCACUACGACCUUGUUGCUACAGAAUGUCAAGACAUCGGAAAGCCGCGAGAUCAAGCACAUCCACUUUCUCGGCUGGCCCGACUACGGAGUCCCUACUUCAGCCGAAUCAUUCCUCGAACUCAUGUUCUACGUGAGGCAGGUGCAAGCCACCAUGUGUAUUAUUAAUGGUUGUUAUGGUGAUGGUUGGAAUGUCGCAGAGCCUCCUAUUGUUGUUCAUUGCAGUGCUGGUAUUGGCAGAUCAGGCACCUACAUAGCUAUCGACAUCAUGACCCAAGCCCUGAAGCACAGCAACAAGGUGAACGUCAUGGAGGUCAUUCGCAAGAUAAGGUCACAGAGGGCACUCAGUAUUCAAAUGUCCGAUCAGUAUGCCUUCUGCUACAAGGCCCUCCUCUGCUAUGCCAAGAAAGUCGGGCUUCUUAGGUGA